AUGGCAUCGCCGCUACCGACCACCCCUCGUCGAGCCGAGACCACCAACAGAUGCGGCUCGUCGUCCCCGUCACCCGCCUCCAAGGAAUCGGCCCGGGGCCUCUCCAAUCGACGAGAAAUUCGCCGUUCCCUUCUCCAACCUGCAACCUUCCGGCGAAGAUUCCGGUCGCCUCCAUCCACCUCCGGCCUUGUCGACCCCUUCCAUGGCAUCACGGUGAGCACGCGCACCUCCCGAGCCUCUCAUCCCUCUCCAUCUCUCUCUGUGUUUGAUCCCUCGACGGUGACGACCAUUUUUGCCCGCAGACCUCACCAGCGGCGUCCCUCCGGUGAUCCCCUGGACUCCGCCCCGCCCCCAUCACCUUCCCCGCGUGGAGCCGCACCCCCGACGCCAACUCCCCCGCCUCGGUUAGCCCUGAGUCGCCGGAUCGAUCUCCGAUUUGAUCUCUCGCCAUGGUUUUCUGCCCGAGCUCUGCCUCUGGGUGUGUUUUCUUGCAGCGUGACGUUCUCUAAUCACAAAGCAAUCAGCAGCCUAGUGAUCCGGACUGGGCCUCAGCCCGCUUGCGCACCAGCUCCUUCGUCGCCCAGCGUGCGGCAGGACACCAUCCGCUGCUCAGCAUUUGCUUCUUCCCGGAUAGGAUCACGAAGUGGUGUGGUGAGAUACGACAAGUUCUCCGGAUGUCCCUCGGCAAGCUUUAACAGGUAUGAAGAUAUGUUCGAUGAAGACGACGCUAGCAAGGUUACCCUUCCGGCUUGGCCUGGGCAGGGUUAUGGACGCCACUGGUUAUCUUCAGGACUCUUAGUCCAAUUUGUAUCUUGUCCGCACUCGAACGUAUUCGAUCUUCUGUAUGAUUUGGAUCUUUGUGUUGUAUAUUUGUAUCUUGACUCGUUGGAGUCGUUGUUGUAAUAUAUGUAUCUUGUGGGCUCUAUUGUAAAUCUGUUGUAAUGUUACUACUCGUGGUAAUUCCUCUGGCAUCACGUGUGUGAUUCGUCGCGCACGUCGUGUCGGAGGGCGUCUCUGGAUCGAUAUCGUGCGGAUUUCGGCGGGUUCGCUGGGAUCCUCAUGGUACCGGUUCCGGGGCGUCACAA
Molecule: messenger RNA, 1085 nt
Organism: Lolium perenne
Lineage: Eukaryota; Viridiplantae; Streptophyta; Magnoliopsida; Poales; Poaceae
Source: RefSeq, a predicted model, not a curated record